This is a messenger RNA of Wasmannia auropunctata (little fire ant), 1305 nucleotides long. RefSeq lists its product as uncharacterized. The record is from RefSeq and is a predicted model, not a curated record. Gene Ontology annotation, molecular function: catalytic activity. The coding region runs from base 1 to 1305 and encodes 434 amino acids. The transcript has a single exon. NCBI's taxonomy places the organism in Eukaryota, Metazoa, Arthropoda, Insecta, Hymenoptera, Formicidae.
AUGAAUAAUGCGAAUACGGCUUAUGAUGACUUGCUAAUCUGUCAUGUAAACUGCCAGUCCAUUUUGGCACAUUUCGACGAGUUCGGUCACUUUUUUGCUAACUCUAACUACCACAUAAUAUGUAUGUCGGAAACUUGGCUCAAGCCUGUGGUUCCGGAUAACAUGGUAAUGCUACCAGGCUACACUCUGCACAGAUGUGAUAGAACGGAGAGACAGGGAGGGGGAGUGGCCUUCUUCUUGCACAAUACGCUGAGCGCCGCUAUUUUGGAGCAGUCGGUUGCCAUUGGAACUCUUCGCAGGCCAGAGUACAUAAUGGCAGAGAUCAACAUAAACCGUAGAUCCAAACUCUUGUUGGCUGUGAUCUACCGGCCUUCAAACUAUGGCUUUCUUCAAGAUUUUCAACAGCGCUUUAUUGACCUUCAGACGGGGUAUAGGCUCUCUAUCAUAAUGGGUGACUUUAAUGCUGACAUAAUGGUUGACUUACAUGACAGCUUGCAAUUGCGUGGAUUCAUUUCUUCAACUGGCAUGUAUUUGGUGCCAUUUGAGACCACGCAUCACCUGAAAAACUCCAGCACAUUUUUGGACCUCUGCAUCAUCGACGAUAAUAACAAGCUAGUCAAUUUUAACAAAUUUCCUGUUCCGUUUCUAUCGGCUCAAGAUCUUAUUCAAAUCUCUUAUGGCAUCAACAUCGAACGACGCGAACCUUUACUGUGCAGAGAUUUCCGAGGCUUUGAUGAACAAAAGUUUCUGGUGGAUGUGGAGAGCUGGAGUUGGUCAGACGUUGCGUCGUCUCACUGCAUCGAUGAAAAGGUAGAGAUCUUUAAUCAUGUACUAACCCAUUAUUACAAUGAGCAUGCACCUCUCAGGAGAAUAAGUUUUAAGAACCUGCCGUCGCCCUGGUUGACUAAUGAAAUUAAAGAGCUAAUGAGAGAGAGGGACAAACUCAGAAGAAUCUGGAGGAGGAAUAGGAACGAUGCAAGCUACUACAAUUUUAAGAUCCUGAGAAACCGAGUCCAGCACAUGAUUCAAAACGCCAAGAAAAUCUAUUACACAACUGCCUUUAAUCGGGAGGAAAAAACAGCUGCCAUCUGGAGCAGACUGAGACAUCUCGAUCUAAUAAAAGCAAAGAAAGUUGACAAGUCGCUUGCCUGUACUGCUGAAGAACUUAAUACAUUUUUUGGCGGUCAAGCAGUAACAGAGCCUGACGAGAUGAUUGUCCAGGAUCCGACAGAGGUUAGUUAUGAUGACAACAACUUCCACUUCGAGUAUGCUACUCCAAGCAUGAUUGCAAAAUCAUUCGCUUGA